Molecule: messenger RNA, 417 nt
Organism: Dentiscutata erythropus
Lineage: Eukaryota; Fungi; Glomeromycota; Glomeromycetes; Diversisporales; Gigasporaceae
Source: the annotation of a GenBank genome assembly
AUGUUAAAUGACUUAUUUCGAACAGCACGCGAAACUGAUCCGAAGUCAGUUAUAAAGUGUCAACGUUACGGACAACCUAAUAUUAGUAUAUCCUUCAAGCAGCCUGAUUAUUUGCCAUUGCCAAACAUUCAUUUUCGUAAUAAACAUAACUCUACUAUUGACUGUGAUUCUACUUUGGCGGAUUAUAAGUCUUGUUCUAGCUUUAUCAAUAAAACUACACAUAUUGCUUCUUCAAAUUCAGUUGGCCGUCCUUUUCAUGGAUCAUUUUUGCCAAAACUUAAACUAAUUCCUUAUAAUGGGAUCUCCCUUUUUGAGCUUAAUAUCUAUAUCACAGAUCCUGGAUAUAACGCUUCCUAUCAAGAAAGUGCCAUGCUAAUGGAGGCAUAUGAUAGAGGCAAGAUUCUUAUAAGAUCGUAG